AUGGCCACGGACAUGAAGAACGGUGCGUUCGAGCACGACAACAUGGACAUCCCCAAGGGAGACCGUGUCCUGCCCAUGUUUUCACUCAAGGGCCGGACAGCAAUUGUGUCUGGUGCGGGAGCAGGCAUCGGCCUUGGAGUGGCUCAGGCAUUUGCUGAGGCCGGUGCCAACGUGGCCAUCUGGUACAAUAGCAACAAGCAGGCCGUCACGGAAGCAGAGAAUAUCCAAAAGACGUACAGCGUCAAGUGUAAAGCGUACCAAGUAAACGUCAUCUCCGCCGAUGCCGUCGACAAGGCCAUUGGUGAAAUCAUCCGCGAAUUCAAUGGCCGCCUCGACAUAUUCGUGGCCAACUCGGGCAUCGCCUGGGAAGACGGGCCAUUCCUCGACGGACACGUUGAAACCGCCAAAAAAGUCAUGGCCGUCAACGUCGACGGAGUCAUGUGGUGCGCCAAGAGCGCGGGCAUUCACUUCCGACGACAGAAGAAAGAGGGCAAGACGAUUGACGGCAAGCCCCUGGAGAACUAUAUCUGCGGUAGCUUCAUAGCGACGGCGUCGAUGAGCGGAAAGAUCGUGAAUGUGCCAAAGCUGCAGGCUGUGUAUAACGGGUCCAAGGCUGCCGUCAUUCACUUCUGCAAGAGUCUUGCGGUGGAGUGGACAGGGUUUGCGCGUGUCAAUACCGUUUCGCCGGGAUAUAUUAAAACAGAGGUUUCGAGCUUCGCCGAAGCCGAGACGGAAGAGCAGCGGAAGAAUAAGAUUCCCAUGGGACGCGAGGGGCAAGUAAGCGAGCUCAAGGGUUCGUAUUUGUAUCUUGCGAGUGAUGCGGCGUCUUAUAUCACCGGUUUGGAUAUGAUUGUGGAUGGGGGAUACUCCCUGCUGUAG
Messenger RNA from Metarhizium robertsii ARSEF 23, 879 nucleotides. RefSeq lists its product as uncharacterized. NCBI's taxonomy places the organism in Eukaryota, Fungi, Ascomycota, Sordariomycetes, Hypocreales, Clavicipitaceae. The coding region runs from base 1 to 879 and encodes 292 amino acids. Gene Ontology annotation, cellular component: intracellular anatomical structure. The transcript has 3 exons. Gene Ontology annotation, molecular function: oxidoreductase activity, acting on NAD(P)H, oxygen as acceptor. The record is from RefSeq and is a predicted model, not a curated record.